AGCUAUUGCUACAUAACAAAAAAGCAGACGCGCUUGGCAAGUUUCGUUUUUUCGAGUUGUUAAUGUUGGCGAAAAACAAAUUGGUUUUGUGCGCAAAUAAAUAAAGACUGCAAUUCUGUGGUGCAAACAAUAUCAUUCCCGGCAAUUUGGCGCGUUUUGUGAGUCAGUGUUUUUGUUUGGUUGUUCGCUUCAGUAAUCUCCCAAAGCGUUGCACAUUUCCCUUGCAUUGAAAGAAAACCAAUACACACAAGAAAUUUUGGAAAUUAAUGCGUCCAUCAUGGAUUUAGCAAACUUGGACAAGAUGAAGGUGGUCGAUUUGCGAAAUGAAUUGCAAUCGCGUGGCCUGGAUACCAAAGGAGUUAAAGCGGUAUUAGUGGAGCGUCUACGGGCCCAUUUGGAAGGCGAUGUUCCUCCUUCUCCUGGUACGCCUGGACGUCGUAGUCGCCGCACGAGAUCAAUGACUAGAUCUCCGUCCCCUUCACCAGUUAAGAAAAAUGCAGAUGUUCUUGAGACCGUAGAGGAAGAGGUUCCCGUCGCUGAAGAGGCGAAAGAAAAGCCGGACACACCGCCGGAGAAAGAUAUCGACAGUCGGGAAGAAAUAACUCCUGAAAAAGAAGAUGCUGAAACGCACGAUGCAGAGGACGAGGCGUUACAUGAAAAAUCAGUCGAAGAACCUGAAGAUAAAACAACAAAUGGAUCGAAUGAUUCUGAAACAAAGAGGUCAGUAGAUGAAAUAAGGACCGAAAAGGAAAAGGAAAACGAUGAAGUCGACCAGGAACAGCAAAAGGUUGGAAACAAAAAUGAAGACCCUCCUCAAGAAAAAGACCAGAUGGAAACAGAUGAACAUGCACCUGUUUCUAAGAAUGAAGAUCACGAAAAGGAUAGGAAAGAAAGGUCCCCCUCAAGAGAUAAAGAUUCCCGUUAUUCAAGAUCUCGUUCACGAUCUAAGACUCGAUCUCCUACACGAUCCCGUUCACCAAAGUCUCGUAGUGUUGGCGGUCCUAAUAGUCCAAAAACAACUGAAGACACAUCAACUCCAGAAGACGAGCCCACAAUUGAGGACAAGCAAUUUGGUUUAAGCUGGUACGAUUCUGAUUUACAUCUACGCAUUGAUCCCGUCACUUUUACAUCGGCCAAGCCCAUCAAUCACGAUAUAUACGCGUUAGUUUGGUCUGGGGCUCGAACAAAUUACGGCGUACGAGAAGGUAAAGUCUGUUUCGAAGUUCGCUUAUCGGAAGAAUCGAACAUAGGGCGAGACCAUACAUUCCGUGACGAGCCUCACACAAAAGGCUUCCGUGUUGGUUUCUCAAUGCCUUCAUCUAGCCUUCUCCUCGGCGAAUCAGAAAACUCGUUUGCUUAUUGCGAAUCAGGCCGGAAGGCAACAAAGGGAGAGUUUGUCGAAUUUGCCCAACCUUACCAACUAGACGAUGUCAUUGGGUGUUAUUUGGAUUUGGAGAGCACGCCAUGUACCAUAAAAUAUACAUUGAACGGUGAAGAUUUAGGUGUCGCCUUCGAAUUUGACAAGGAAAUACUGGGCGAUGACAAUGCAUUGUUCCCACACAUUCUAACCAAGGGCUAUGAGUAUCAAGUCAAUUUUGCUGAUAACGAUAAUCUUUUGGUUAAUUUGGAACGCAAAGUGCGAAAAAGGCGUAAACCAAAGAAAAUCGAAGAGAAGAAAAUUGAAAAUAAAUCCGAGUCCGACAGUCCAAGUAAAUGCAAAAAAUCGGAAAACGCCGAUGAGGAGGACUGGGAUAAUGAAAAGCCUAGCGGAGGUGAAGAAAAACCAGAAAGCGAAGAAGGAAAAGAUAAUGGAGAUGAAACAGAAGCCAGCAAAGAUAAUAAAGAAGAGAAAUCAGAAGAAAAUAAAGACGAGGAAGAUAAAGCUCAAGAAGAUAAAAAGACGGAAAGUAAAGAAAUAGUCCCAGAGGAUGUCGAGAUGAAAACAUCUACAGAAUCUGAAGCUAAAGAAGAAGAUAAGGAUAAAAGCGAAACAUCUACUGAAGACACGAAGAAGGAGAACACGGAACAGGCGAAAGUCGACAACAGUAACAAAGAAGAUGAUAGCGGUCCUUCGCCAUCCAAACGCAAGAAAUUGGACGUAGCCGAAGAAGAAGAUGAAUACGAAGAGGUUCACCCCAUACCCCGCGAAACUAUGACACUCCUCGAUGGUUAUGAACUGAUUGCUCUGAUUCCAGAAGAGAAAUACAUUGCCGGGCCACAAAGACCCGAAAGUCGAAAGGAUUGUGAAGUUAUUCUGAUGGUUGGAUUACCAGGUUCCGGUAAAACAACUUGGGUUUUGAAGCACAUCGAAGAAAACCCAGAAAAGCGUUAUUACGUUAUUGGAGCCGAUGCUCUGAUUUCUAAAAUGACGGUGGACGGAGAGUCUCGCAAAACUGUACAUAAAGGCCGCUUCGACCGCAUUUAUGAACUUUGUUUCAAUGUAUUAACGUCAUUGGAGGACAUCGCCAUAAAACGUCGACGAAACUUCAUCCUCGACCAGGGGAAUGCAUAUGCCUCUGUUCAGCGACGUAAAAUGAAAGGCUUUGGAGAUUUUAAACGUAAAGCUGUUGUUUGCAUUCCCAAUGAAGAUGAAUUGAAACGUCGUCAGGAGGAAAAGAAGGAAAAAGGACAUACAUACACAUUGAGAGAAUCGACUCUGCACAGUUUCCAAGCUAACUUCACAUUACCCUCCUUGGAGUUUGGUUGGUUCGACGAUAUUAUAUUCACCGACUUGAGUGGCGACGAAGCCAAAGAAGAAGUAAAGAAAUACAACGAGAAGGGCAAGAAAGCUUCCAACAGAGAUAAACGACAGCGUCGAGAUAAUUACGGAAAUGACAACCGUCGACGCUACGAUGAUCGUCGUCGCUACGAUAACCGCAAUGAGAAUCGCUGGAAUGACCGACGUGCUGGUGGCGGAGGUGGAGGAAGCGGUGGCUAUGGUAAUAGAGGAUACAAUGGCGGAAAUAGGGGAUAUGGAGGCGGGGGUGGCAGUGGCGGUGGUUACCGCGACGAUAGAGGUUAUGGAGCUGGAGGAGGAAAUCGUGGCUACGACCAACGUCGCUACAGUGCUGGCCCACAGAAUUGGGUGCAAAACAACAGAAAUCGCUACGACGACCGCAAUUCCAAUCGAUACAGCACCGGGGGCAGUGGAAACCGCUAUGAUUCAUAUGGAGGUACUGGGUCCCGCGAUUAUCGUAGUAGUGGCGAAAAUCGAGACUACAGAGAUAGGAAUCGAGGUGCUGGGGGAGGUAGUGGUGGACGUCGAGAUGGACACCGCUCGGGAGGUAGUAGUAAUAAUCAGCGGGAUUUUCGGCAUGGCCACCGCGGCGAAGAUAGUCGCGGUGGCUCAGGCAAAGCCGCACCUACUUCAUCUAAUUACAAGACCAGUGCGGCAGGGGGAGGAUCUACUUCAUCUUACGAAAAGUACAACAAAAAUAAUUCACAAGCUCCAGCAAAAUACAACACACAGCAGCAGCACCAAACCCAGGCCCAGAACUGGCAACAAUAUAAUCAACAACAAACCAGUGCAGUUGGACAACAACAGCAGCAGCAAUAUUGGAAUUACGAUAUGCAAGGUUACACCAACAACCAGCAGUGGCAAUCAAUGGACCCUCAGCAGCAACAGCAGUGGAUGUCCUGGUGGCAGCAACAAGGUGGCUCGGGGAACAAUGCAACUUCCGAUCCCAAUCAGUACUGGUCUCAAUACUGUUACACAACCCCAGAAGCUGCAACUAAUCCAAGUAACAAAUAAUGGCGCAAACAGCAGGAUUCUUUGUUAAUUAAAACAACACAAGUACAAUAUUUCUAUCAAAAUAAAAUUUCCCAAAUCAAUAGCACCGGAGAAAAAUCGGCAUAUUCGUAUGAAGUCUAGAGUAUAUUAUUUUAGUCGUAUAAAAGCUAUUCGUUCUUUCACUAUGUUAAGCAAACUUUUUUUAUUCCUCAGCGUUUUGUUUUUGAUUCUUUUUUAGAAAUUCUGUUAUAGAAAUUUGUUUUUUUUUUUUUUUUUUUUUUUUUUCAAAAAGAAUAUUUUCCCUUUAUUAGACUUUUGUGUUUAUACAACCUAUAUGUUGUCUAUCUUGAGCAACUUGAAUAAAAUAGUAAUAAAAGA
Messenger RNA from Musca domestica (house fly), 4108 nucleotides. Its product is annotated as heterogeneous nuclear ribonucleoprotein U-like protein 1. The transcript is spliced from 10 exons. The coding region runs from base 278 to 3751 and encodes 1157 amino acids. NCBI's taxonomy places the organism in Eukaryota, Metazoa, Arthropoda, Insecta, Diptera, Muscidae. The record is from RefSeq and is a predicted model, not a curated record. Gene Ontology annotation, molecular function: protein binding.